Drosophila nasuta is the source of this 371-nucleotide messenger RNA. RefSeq names its product male accessory gland serine protease inhibitor. Bases 60 to 320 code for a protein of 86 amino acids. Gene Ontology annotation, molecular function: serine-type endopeptidase inhibitor activity. The record is from RefSeq and is a predicted model, not a curated record. The transcript is spliced from 2 exons. Lineage: Eukaryota; Metazoa; Arthropoda; Insecta; Diptera; Drosophilidae.
GUAACUGGCUUUAAAAGGCGCCAAGCUCUCGAGUUGCAGUUGCAGUUGCAGUUGCAAAUAUGAAGUAUGUGUAUCUGUUGCUAGUGGCAAUUGGUCUGACACUGAGUCUAGUCAGUGUCCAAGCCAAGCCAGCGAAGUGCACGCAGGAGACAUCGAUGAAGGGCAUGCCACAAGAUGGGGCAGCCUGCAUGGCCUUUAUGCCCAGCUGGAGCUAUGAUGCCGCCAAGAAUGCGUGUGUGGAGUUCAUUUUCGGCGGCUGUGGUGGCAAUGACAAUCAAUUUGGCAGUCGUGACGAAUGUGAAAAGGCCUGCAAGGACUAAGUGGGGCUCUGGAGUCGCCGCCACUUGAAGUUGGGCAAAACCCAACAAAAA